AGUAGCGCCGCUCGGCCGGCAGGUGUCUCUGCGCGCGGAGCUGCAGCGGAUCAGCGCGCGGAGAGGAAGAAGCGCGAGCAUGUACAAGGCGGUGCAGGUGGGGGGCGUGGCCGGGGGCGUGGCCGGGAUCUCGGCGGGUCUGGGUCUGAGGUCGGCGCUGGUUUUGGCUGCAGGAAAAGAACCCAGUGAAGAAAUCAGCGUAGAGGAGCUUUCUCUCUACACGACCCCCCCGCAGAAUCUCCACUAUGUGGAGCCGGAGAAAGGACAGGUGGAGGAGGGCGUGGCCAUGCUGAGACAACUGGCAGAACCGUAUACCACCUGGAGCCAGGAAACAGCCAGCUCGACCAAGCAGAGAGUACAGGAUGUGUACGGAGCGGUGAAGCCGAAAGUGGACGGAGCGGUUCAGUUCGGACAAGAUUCGUACGAGUAUCUGAAGAAUCCGCCGCCGGAGUUUUACCCUCGAGCCGGAGUGAUCGGAUUCACCGGCAUCAUCGGACUCUUCCUGGCCAGAGGUUCCAGGCUGAAGAAGCUGAUCUACCCGGCCGGUCUGAUGGCGGUUGGAGCCUCUCUGUAUUACCCACAGGAAGCGGCCGCCAUCGUUAAGAACUCUGGAGAUGCGAUGUAUGACUGGGCUCUGCAGACUUACGUCACUGUGGAGAAACUCAUUAAAGGAAAACCUGCAGAGAAGAGUGGAAAAGCAGAGGAGAAACCGACCAGCGGAUCAGCAAAAGAUUAGGUACUGCACCUGUCUGUGGUUGCUAUGGUGAUGGGUGUACUGUUACCUGUGAGCUCAGGUGUGGAGGGGUUUAUUGCGUAACCCCGCCCCCAAGACCUUUGUUCCACUUUUUUACUUCCAUCCGUCCAUCUCUCUCUCUCUCUCUUUCUCUCUUGCUCACUUCUUUUGGCUCACCUUUAGCCCUGCUGUUGCACUGGCCCCUCCCCCUGUCACUCACAGCAGAAGGGGCGUGGCUAAUAUUUUAACACUUGAAAAUUUGAGCAAGAACUACUGCUAUGGAAUUUUAAAGUAUAUUUAUGUACAAACCAAAAUAAAGUAAUUCUAGAAUUAA
Messenger RNA from Astyanax mexicanus (Mexican tetra), 1067 nucleotides. It is a transcript of the gene apooa, whose product is annotated as apolipoprotein O, a. The transcript is spliced from 10 exons. Gene Ontology annotation, biological process: cristae formation. NCBI's taxonomy places the organism in Eukaryota, Metazoa, Chordata, Actinopteri, Characiformes, Acestrorhamphidae. Gene Ontology annotation, cellular component: MICOS complex. Bases 80 to 736 code for a protein of 218 amino acids. The record is from RefSeq and is a predicted model, not a curated record.